GAUAUCUUUUGUCAUUGGUUCGGUAAACAAGAGAUUCAAUUGUGGCCGAUUUUUGGUUAAUGUUCUUCCUUACCGCUGUUGAUACUAUUGUUGUUGCUUUGUCAAGAGCGCUGCCCACAACUAUAAAAGACGCAGAAACACCAACAAGUAACAGAUAACAACUAGAAGACAGCAGCAAGAUGGUCCUUUCACGUUGCCUAAUCUUCACUGCAGUGCUAUUGACCCUUCUAGCCUCUUUGCCCAUUGAAGCACAGAUCCUGGGCCGAGGCCAAUGCCGCCUCACCAUCAUUCGAGUGUCGGCUGGCGGGUCAGUGUGCGAGAGACUCUGCUUCCGAAGAGACUACCGCGGUCCGCCGCUCUUCUGCCGACGCAUCCCCAGGGACGCAGUGGUUCCUGUCUGCGGGGGCGGUUGUUGUCGCAGCGGUCCCAACUGCCUGCAGCUGCUUUACUCCUAAGGUCCAUUGGCUAUGAGGCACGUUCCACCAAUUCUUACAAAUAUUUAGGCUUUACAUUUUUGAAUAUUUAAAAAAAGCUUCAGCUAA
Messenger RNA from Drosophila erecta, 542 nucleotides. RefSeq lists its product as uncharacterized. The transcript has a single exon. NCBI's taxonomy places the organism in Eukaryota, Metazoa, Arthropoda, Insecta, Diptera, Drosophilidae. Bases 180 to 455 code for a protein of 91 amino acids. The record is from RefSeq and is a predicted model, not a curated record.